AUGGCCCAAGACAGCAAGUCACCGACUAUCACAACUCAUGUCAAGCUUGAAGAGCAGCCAACUGCAAAGCUCUCAUCACCGACGAUGCAAGCAAUUUUCACAUUGCCUCUAUAUUGGUCCUUGAUGAGUCUCCAUUACAGAAAUCCUCUUAAGCGCAAGACGCCACCUGUCGACGACAGCAGCGCUGAACAUAAUGGCGCCACCGCUGUCGUCCUAGAUGACGGCGAUAGUGGGUCUGCAGACGGCGAUGCUAACGAGCGGGACGACAUUAGGAAUAAGCCUCGUGGGACUAGCUCUCCUCCGCCGUUUCAGGAACGCCCAGGCGAAUACGAAACCGGGCGCAUAGACUGUCCAUCAUGUCACAAGCAGGUCGCUUUCCGGGACGAAGAGACUGGUGCUUUCAGUGCUGGCCAGAAUCAGGCAGACUCAAAUCGCUCCCCGCCGCCCGCUCGAUUUACUCAUCAAACCUCCACUGCCCCUCAGAAACUAGUGGCGCAGAACAUGAAUUCAUAUCGUCCAGGAGCCGACGAUCUCUUUCCUGCUAUAAUGGCCCAUCCACCAACCAAGCGACGCCGAGCAAAGCGUACUGAAGAAGAACGAAUCACAUAUCUCGAUGCAGACCCAUAUGUCGCCAAGUUUGAAGCAUACCGUGUAUUAUGUGCUAGCUGCGACAAAUGGAUCAGACUAAGGCCCAAUUCGACCUAUUGUAGUAUUCCGUGGGAUGCUCACAGGAAAAGCUGUUUGAGUAAGAAAAUUUCCAAUAAGAAUACGUAUGCCCUCGACGAACGCAACUCUCUAUUUUCUAAGGACCCCGAUGUGCGUAAAUUCGACGCCGAACGCGUUCUAUGUGCGGUCUGUGACCGAUGGAUCGCUAUCAAUUCCGAGGAUCACUUACAGGCUGUUCAGACAUGGCUCAAUCAUCGCGGAGACUGUGCGAAACGAGCAGCAGCAGUAGUUGGUGUCGCAGGACCUGGACCGAGCAGUAGCGGCUCUCCUCGUCCGCGUGAUUUUCGCUCUAACGUCCCACCCCCUCCAUCUCAUAUGCAAAGGCCUGGCCGUCUUCCCCAUUCGCGUCCUUCGUCGCCCCCUCAUCACGAUAUGGAUCCUUACCGUCAUCGCCACCAAAUGCACCACCCCUAUUCACAGUCUGUCGUACGUAGAGACAUUCCUAUGUCUGGCGAUAGAGACGUUCGCACCAGAAACCAUAGACCGGAUGACUCGAGAGUCAAGGUAGAGUUCCGAGAGAGAGAAAAUCAACAGCCCGUAAACACAGAUGCAGACGCAGACGGUGAUUUAGAUGCAGAUGCAGACGGAGACCCCGAAAGCGACCUUGAUGGCAGCAACCAUAUUCGAGUCGUCGAUCUUUCUCGUCCUCCUGGUCAAAUUCACAUCUCAGAGACUCAUAAUAACGAUGAGGAACAUUCGACUUCUAUUGUACUUUCACACCAGGCAGGCUCCGUUGCUCCCCCACUAGACACUUCUGCCCCCUCCACCGAAGGUGGCUCACAGUCCGAACCCAUUAUGUAUUCUCCUGCUGCUGGAAUAUUCCCCCCAGGCCCUGCACAUGAAUCCAGGCGGCGCAAUGCUGAGCAGCGUGCUGCAACCUUACGUGCGGACACACUCAUCAAGCAUGUGGAACCGAAUAGAGUUUUCUGCAGCCUGUGCGAAAAAUGGGUUCAGUUGCGCCAAGACUCCAGCUUUUGCGCUUACCCGUGGUUUCAGCAUCGAGGAAAAUGUUUGGCACGGUAUCAACGACGAGCGCAGAAGGCAGCCGAGAUUGAAGAUAUCAAAAAGAGGCGGACAACAAGUGGCACAAGUGCACAAAGCAUUCAUGCGCAUGAUCCACAGCGCUAUGCUCCUCCUCCGCCAUACCCUCCUCGUUCCCAUCAUCUUUACCAUCCGUCGACCUCCCACCACCCUCAUUACACGUACCCCGCACAUCCUCCUCAUCUAAUGUAUCCUCAGGGAGGUCGUCUGGUUCGAGGACCUCAUCCUCACAACGGUGGUGAGGAAGAUGAACUGGCAUAUUUCUCUGGAUCGGACCAAGGCCGUAGUGACGAAGACGAUAUCCCCUUCAAUUACCGUGGACUCUCGGCAUCUGCGUCUCCUGAUUCGGAGGGAAGAUCAGUGUCGGUAGGAUCCAGGGCGUCGCAUAACGAAAGAUCAGGCCUUGAGUAUGCGACGGAGAAUGCCGAUUAUGUGCAUUCAAGGACACAAUUGCGGGAGGAGGCUGAAAAUACUGAACCCGACGCUGAUUCGAACGUUGUCGAUAGCAACGCUCGUCCUAAUGGGGAGACUCGAGGUGAAAGUAGCGGAGACAAGAUCGAAAAGGAAGUUGGCGCCGAGGGUGAGAUGAAUGGAUCAGGGGAGGCAAACAAGCAAGGCCCAUCUACGAGUCAAACUCAAAGUCAGCCUUCGACACCCGGUAGUCGUCCCUCGAUUUCAAUGAGACAUCGUCCUAUCGCGCCUCGAGACACGCCCAUUCUCGUACAACAUCCUGAUUCUCGUGCCGAAAUGAACGUCAAUGAGGGUCAGCACCGUCGAACUCAUUCUAGUCAUUCUCUUGUUCCUGUUCCUCCGCGUGUGUUAAAUCAACACCACAAUACUAACGGUGUAUCUGGGAUGUAUCGCCCCUUGCAACAGCAGCGAGAAAGAGAAUACAUAGGAGAGUACAUGGACUCACGGAACAACCGCCUCAAUGCACAUUCGUACGGAGGGAAAUUAUCUCGAGAGAAAUCCGAUCGAGCUCACCAAGGACACUCACAAAACCGGUCUCAUGGGCCGUACGGAAAUGGACCAUUACCCUCGCAUACAUCGGGUCCUGCUUCUGGAAGAGGUGUCUUGGCUGAUUUAGAUUCGCAUGCCGGAAGGAAACAGUUUGUCUCACACUCGAUUGCCUACCUAUUCCAGACGACGUACGAUUGCUCCCCGUGCUCUUCUGAUGAACUUUCGAUUUCCGCUUUGGUGGCGUACCUCAACGCCGCCAUGCCUAUGGAUAAACAUGAGGACUUCGAUACCGCCGAAGUGGUGAGAUGUGUUGGGGCACUCCGAGAGAAGGGUAGGGUUCUUUUGGAGGGCGAUGUCGUUCGGAAAGUUAGGAAGGAGUGA
Molecule: messenger RNA, 3108 nt
Organism: Lentinula edodes (shiitake mushroom)
Lineage: Eukaryota; Fungi; Basidiomycota; Agaricomycetes; Agaricales; Omphalotaceae
Exons: 7
Coding region: 1-3108 (1035 amino acids)
Source: RefSeq, a predicted model, not a curated record